Messenger RNA from Pan troglodytes (chimpanzee), 2196 nucleotides. It is a transcript of the gene RAD51, whose product is annotated as RAD51 recombinase. The record is from RefSeq and is a predicted model, not a curated record. NCBI's taxonomy places the organism in Eukaryota, Metazoa, Chordata, Mammalia, Primates, Hominidae. Gene Ontology annotation, molecular function: single-stranded DNA binding; DNA strand exchange activity; ATP hydrolysis activity. Bases 711 to 1730 code for a protein of 339 amino acids. The transcript has 10 exons. Gene Ontology annotation, biological process: double-strand break repair via homologous recombination; mitotic recombination-dependent replication fork processing; DNA strand invasion. Gene Ontology annotation, cellular component: condensed nuclear chromosome.
GCGGACCCGCCGGCGAUGCAUGCCGGAAGAUGUAGUCCCGGGCCGACGCAUUAACUCUUGGGAGUUGUGGUCUUCGAUCUGGUAAACAGAAGACGGCAACUCGGUUAAGUCUUCCCCCACCGCCCCCUGAAAUCCCUCGCCCCACCCGCGAGGGACUGGGGUAGGAGUAGGGGCGUUGCCGUGGUUGGCCUCGAACUCCUAGGCUCAGACGAUACUCUCGCCUCGGCCCCCCGAGCAGCUGGGACUACACGCGUGAGCCACCGCCCACGGCAUAAAGUUUGAAUUAGUCCUUACGCAAAAAGGGAAGAGGGCAGUCUGUAAACUCGCGCAGGAUCAAGCUCUCGAGCUCCCGUCUUCGGUUAGCGCGCAGGGCGGAAGCGGGGAGAAGGCGGAUCCGGGAGGCGGGGAUACGUUACGCCGACGCGGGCGUGACCCUGGGCGAGAGGUUUUGGCGGGAAUUCUGAAAGCCGCUGGCGGAGCGCGCGCAGCGGCCAGAGACCGAGCCCUAAGGAGAGUGCGGCGCUUCCCGAGGCGUGCAGCUGGGAACUGCAACUCAUCUGGGUUGUGCGCAGAAGGCUGGGGCAAGCGAGUAGAGAAGUGGAGCGUAAGCCAGGGGCGUUGGGGGCCGCGCGGGUCGGGCGCGUGCCACGCCCGCGGGGUGAAGUCGGAGCGCGCGGCCUGCUGGAGAGAGGAGCGCUGCGGACCGAGUAAUGGCGAUGCAGAUGCAGCUUGAAGCAAAUGCAGAUACUUCAGUGGAAGAAGAAAGCUUUGGCCCACAACCCAUUUCACGGUUAGAGCAGUGUGGCAUAAAUGCCAACGAUGUGAAGAAAUUGGAAGAAGCUGGAUUCCAUACUGUGGAGGCUGUUGCCUAUGCGCCAAAGAAGGAGCUAAUAAAUAUUAAGGGAAUUAGUGAAGCCAAAGCUGAUAAAAUUCUGGCUGAGGCAGCUAAAUUAGUUCCAAUGGGUUUCACCACUGCAACUGAAUUCCACCAAAGGCGGUCAGAGAUCAUACAGAUUACUACUGGCUCCAAAGAGCUUGACAAACUACUUCAAGGUGGAAUUGAGACUGGAUCUAUCACAGAAAUGUUUGGAGAAUUCCGAACUGGGAAGACCCAGAUCUGUCAUACGCUAGCUGUCACCUGCCAGCUUCCCAUUGACCGGGGUGGAGGUGAAGGAAAGGCCAUGUACAUUGACACCGAGGGUACCUUUAGGCCAGAACGGCUGCUGGCAGUGGCUGAGAGGUAUGGUCUCUCUGGCAGUGAUGUCCUGGAUAAUGUAGCAUAUGCUCGAGCGUUCAACACAGACCACCAGACCCAGCUCCUUUAUCAAGCAUCAGCCAUGAUGGUAGAAUCUAGGUAUGCACUGCUUAUUGUAGACAGUGCCACCGCCCUUUACAGAACAGACUACUCGGGUCGAGGUGAGCUUUCAGCCAGGCAGAUGCACUUGGCCAGGUUUCUGCGGAUGCUUCUGCGACUCGCUGAUGAGUUUGGUGUAGCAGUGGUAAUCACUAAUCAGGUGGUAGCUCAAGUGGAUGGAGCAGCGAUGUUUGCUGCUGAUCCCAAAAAACCUAUUGGAGGAAAUAUCAUCGCCCAUGCAUCAACAACCAGAUUGUAUCUGAGGAAAGGAAGAGGGGAAACCAGAAUCUGCAAAAUCUACGACUCUCCCUGUCUUCCUGAAGCUGAAGCUAUGUUCGCCAUUAAUGCAGAUGGAGUGGGAGAUGCCAAAGACUGAAUCAUUGGGUUUUUCCUCUGUUAAAAACCUUAAGUGCUGCAGCCUAAUGAGAGUGCACUGCUCCCUGGGGUUCUCUACAGGCCUCUUCCUGUUGUGACUGCCAGGAUAAAGCUUCCGGGAAAACAGCUAUUGUAUCAGCUUUUCUGAUGGUGUAAACAGGAGACAGGUCAGUAGUCACAGACUAAUCUAAAAUGUUUAUUCCUUCUGUAGUGUAUUAAUCUCUGUGUGUUUUCUUUGGUUUUGGAGGAGGGGUAUGAAGUAUCUUUGACAUGGUGCCUUAGGAAUGACUUGGGUUUAACAAGCUGUCUACUGGACAAUCUUAUGUUUCCAAGAGAACUAAAGCUGGAGAGACCUGACCCUUCUCUCACUUCUAAAUUAAUGGUAAAAUAAAAUGCCUCAGCUAUGUAGCAAAGGGAAUGGGUCUGCACAGAUUUCUUUUUUUCUGUCAGUAAAACUCUCAAGCAGG